AUUUAUACUUUACUUUUAAAAAAGUAUAUACUAAAUAUGAGAUCAAAAAUUUAUGAGAUCACUUUAUAAAAUUACAGGAAAUUCUGAGGAAAAAGUGUACUACAUAUUUACCAUCACUUAUACUUAUGCACGUUGUGAGUAAAAUUGCUUGGCAACCGGUUCUAUAAGAGGAGGCACAACUGAUGCUACCAAUCAGUAGCUCGUCGAACUUCUGUAAAUCCUCUCGUGUAUAUAAGACAUCAUACAUCGAUAGAGCAAGAAGCUCGGUUUCUUCUAUCAAAAUUUAUCAAAAUGUUGUUUUAUUUAUUACUAAUUACUACAUCGCCAUUUCUCAUCACCGCACAAAAUUUGAAUGAACCUGUGGAGAGGACUCAAGUAGAUGAUUUCAUUUUUGAUGGUCCAGUAGCUUCUGAACAAUCUAGUGGACAGCAAAGAAUUACUUCAACGACUACUGCUACUUCUAUUCCUCUGCCUGAUGACCAAUACAAUGCAUGCGUGAUAAACUGCCCAGUGACACCCGAAUAUAAUCCUGUUUGCGGUACAGACAAUGUUGAUUACACCAAUCCUGGAUUAUUAUCUUGUGCUGCACGUUGUGGAAAAGAAGUGGCAUUAAAUUAUUAUGGACGUUGCUCAACAAGUAGAACUGGAUAACUUACAAAUUUUAUUAUACAAUAUAAUUCAUGGUAAUAUAAAUGUUUUAUGAAAUUUUGUGAAUUUAUAUGAAUGUUUUAAUAAUGAAAGACUGGCAAACGUAAGAAAAAUAAACAUAUUUACAUAUCGCAAUGUAUAAUAUGUAAUACGUUCAACAAAUAUUCAUUUGCUCUUAUGCGAGAAUAAUAAUUUAUUGACUUAAUUUUCA
This is a messenger RNA of Monomorium pharaonis (pharaoh ant), 859 nucleotides long. RefSeq lists its product as uncharacterized. NCBI's taxonomy places the organism in Eukaryota, Metazoa, Arthropoda, Insecta, Hymenoptera, Formicidae. Bases 292 to 651 code for a protein of 119 amino acids. The transcript is spliced from 5 exons. Gene Ontology annotation, molecular function: serine-type endopeptidase inhibitor activity; protein binding. The record is from RefSeq and is a predicted model, not a curated record.